CAUAAUGGCUGCUGUGGAGGAGACACACAGGGCGACCGUUUAGUUAUUAAAAGUUGUCAUAGAAAUUAGAAUUUUGUGUUAGGAUUUAGUGUUGCAUUGUGGGAGUUAGUCCUGGCACCAGGUUCCGACAUGCCUCACUCUUCCUGGAUACAGCCUGUGUACCUGCAGUUACAGUAACGGGAACAGGGGUACCAUCAGAAGCAAUCCAUGGGGACUCCAGAAAUGGACGAACUACAGAGAUCCUAUGUGAGGCUGUGCCAUGAGAGGGGAUCAGAACCCCAGGAGGCCGUGCUGAGGCAGCUGGAGGGCGCCAGGGAAACAGCAGGAGGAGGGAGGCUAGACUUGUCCACUCAAAGCCUCUCCAUGGACUCAUGUGAAGUGCUGGGGAUCCUGCUGCAGAAUGAUGUGACAUUUACCCAUGUGACCUUGAAUGACUGCAUGCUGAGCGAAGAAGGAUCCAAACAUCUUCUUCAUGGCUUGCGUUCCAAUUCUGUAAUAAAGCACCUUGACUUGAAGGGCAAUAAUUUGCGAGCUGAGGGUGCUGAGGUUUUAGGAAAGUUUUUGAGACACAACUCGUCGCUGAUCAGCUUGACCCUGGAGUGGAAUAACCUGGGCAUGUUAGACAAUGCUUUUUCUCUGUUUUGUGAUGGGCUCUCCUUCAAUCAAACACUGAGAAAACUGGAUCUGCGCAACAACCAGAUUAACCACACGGGGGCAGAGGAGCUGUCUAUGGCCCUGAAACACAACUUCUCUUUACAAGAACUUGAUCUGCGCUGGAAUAACAUGGGUUUGCUUGGAGGGAGGGCCAUGCUGAGCUGUAUGGAAACUAACCGAAAUCUGCUGAAGCUGGAGCUGUCUGGGAACAACAUCCCUAGUGAUAUCUUGAAGGCGAUUGAGCAGGCUGUUGAACACAACCAGGAAAGACAGACAUUGAAGAGAGAUACUGUAAACCAGAGGCAGAUCCUCACUAAAGAAGUCCAAAGUCUGAAGCAAGAAAAGAAUAAGCAGUUCCUAAACCUGAUGGACACCAUUGAUCAGCAGAAGGAGGAAAUGAACCGCAGCAACAGCAGAACAACCACUCUGCGGCUCGGAAAGCUUCAGGAAGCCUUGGAAGACCGGAAAUCGGUGGUUAACUCCUUAAAAUCCAAGUUGCAGAUGACGGAAGCCAACUUGGCUUUAUCACUGCAGAAAGCACUAGACGUGGAGAAGCUCCUGAGCCACACAAAGCAAACUGGCAUUAGCAUGAGGGAACAACAGGCCAAGGAACUGAGGAAGGAGAAGGAGGAGUCUGCAUCUCGGGAAGCAAAACUUAGGCAAGAAUUGGCAUCUGCACAUGAGAAAAAUCUUUAUUAUCGCAGCAAGGUGGAUGAGCUGGAACGGCGUUGCAAAGCCCAGCAGCAACAGCUGUUUGAUCUGAAGCAGGAGCUGACGGACACAGGGGCUGAGCUGAAAAUCAGAGCAAUGCAGGCUGAAGAACUUCUGGAAGCUGAGAAGAAGAGAUUCCGUCAGUCAAGAGAUGACACGGUUGUUUUACAUCAGAAAGAGGUGGACCACAUGGCACGUCUCUUGGAGGACAGUGAGAAAGCCGCCCAAGAAAGGAUGCAGCGCCUGGAAGUUACAAAGUUGGGACUGGAGGAGGAGCUGAAUAGGCUGAAGGUAACCUUAGCCAAUGAGAGGAUUCAUGCAGCAGAGGAGAUCCAAAAGGUCCGCAGUGCGACACAGCUGGAGGAGCAGCAGCAUUCUGCCGUUCUACAGGACAAGCUACGGACCCUUGCUCAGUCCCGAGAUCAGGCUCAGAAUCAAGUUCUACAGCAACAGCAGCAGACAGGAGAGCUGCAGGCCCAGAACAGCCAACUAGGCCUUGAAAUAGAGUGUCUGAAAAGGAGGAUUGAUGGGUUCAAUCAGGAACUGGCCAAGAAAGAGCAACAGAAAUUGGCUGAAGUCACAAAAGCGCGCCUUGAGCUUCAAGAGCGAAUCGGACACCUUGAAGCAGAGCUGGUGGCUCAGGAGGGCCUUAAAGAGAAAAUAAGCACUCUGGAGAGGCAGCUGAAAGUGCAAUCCAACUCCCAACGUGAGAUGAUGCUGGACAAGGAGGGUGAGAUCGCUUCAUUGGUGGAGAAACUUCGAAUGAAGGAAGCAGAGAUUUUGAGGAUGCGAGAGGAGGAUGCACAGAGAGCUAGUCUGCUACAAAAUGCCAUUUUAUCCUAUAUCCACAGAUCUCCACUUAAUAAGUAGAAUGUGCCCGACGUACUAUGCAAUUCCAGGGACAACCUGUGAACAGACUGUCUGUUUUUACCCAGAAUCCUUAUGUUGUGCCUUAUUAUGAAAGCCAUGGGGCAAAUUGCCUCCUGUCCCCCCAGUCAGUAAUGUGUGAAAGGUCUAUGAUCAUGGCAAAUUAAUUUAUUUUAUACUGUGAUGUAUUUACAUAUUUUUAUAAUAGUGCCCUGAUUUUUUUUGAUUUUUUUUAAAUAAAUCUUUCUAUUUCUUUUGUA
Pelobates fuscus (common spadefoot toad) is the source of this 2492-nucleotide messenger RNA. It is a transcript of the gene LRRC45, whose product is annotated as leucine rich repeat containing 45. Gene Ontology annotation, cellular component: centrosome. The transcript is spliced from 18 exons. Bases 208 to 2235 code for a protein of 675 amino acids. Gene Ontology annotation, molecular function: protein binding. Lineage: Eukaryota; Metazoa; Chordata; Amphibia; Anura; Pelobatidae. The record is from RefSeq and is a predicted model, not a curated record.